This is a messenger RNA of Gadus macrocephalus (Pacific cod), 2374 nucleotides long. Its product is annotated as SH3 domain-binding protein 4-A-like. The record is from RefSeq and is a predicted model, not a curated record. Gene Ontology annotation, cellular component: cytoplasm. Lineage: Eukaryota; Metazoa; Chordata; Actinopteri; Gadiformes; Gadidae.
AUGUCUACUCACCUCGCCCCCGAGCGGGCCCCGGGACCCCCCGUCCUCAGGGGCCGACGCUCCCGCAGCCUGUCGGAGCUGUGCUCCCCGGCCCCGCCCCCCCCGGGUCUCGGCCCCGCCCCCCCUCCGGGCCCCCGCCCCAGAGCAGUUCCAGAGCCGGGACUCCUUCCGGGCGGCCUGGCUGAGCCACCGCCGGUUGGCCCGCUCCUGCCACGCCCUGGACUCGCUGGGCGGGGGGGGGGCCCGGCGGCGGGGGCCCCGGGGGGGGGGCCCGGGUGGGGCCAGACCCAGCCGGUGGAGGCCAGCGUGGUGUGCCGGCUGGACCACCGCGGGGGGGUGGUCCAGCUCCCGGACACCCACAUCAGCGUGCUGGUCCCCGAGGGCCAGGUGGGCCCCGGGGCCUCCCAGCAGGUGUCCCUGCGGGCCCUCCUGGACCCCCCCCCGGCGCUGAGCAGCGAGCUGUGCUCCACCGUCAGCCCCCUGCUGGAGCUCCGGCUCAGCCACACCGAGGCCCCCUCCUUCCUGACCCUGGAGGGCCGCGUGGCGGUGGCCCUGCGGCGGGACGGGGGCCCCGAGGCGCGGCUGCUCUGCGUGCGGAGCCCCCUCCGGGAGGGCCCCUACGCGGCCGUCCCCGGCACCUACCUGUACCGCGACACCGUGCAGGUGCAGCUGGACCGCCUGCAGCCGCUCAUGUACCUGGCCCUGGUGGUCCAGGCCGCGGCCCCCGCCGCCGGGGGGCCCAGCGGGGGGCCCGGCCCCUCGGUGUGGGAGCAGGUCCUCAAGAAGAUGACCCUGGGGCUGUACGGCCCCAAGCACCUCCACCCCUCCUUCAGGGCCGUGACCGCCCUGUUCGGCCACGACUGCACCCCCCAGACCCUGCUGGUGGGCGGGGGGGCCCGCGGCGCGGGGGCCGCGGGCCCCCCCGCGGUGCUCCACCUCUGGGGGAAGCACCAGUUCGUGCUGGGCGCCCCCCAGGACCUCCGGGUGGCGCUGUACUCCAACACCCCGGGCUACGAGGUGGGGGCGGGCGAGGGGCUGAUCCCGGGCGCGGCCGUGCUGCUGGGGGGGCCGGGCCGGCUGGUGCACACCCUGACCGCGCGGGGGCCCGGCCGGGGGGCCGCCUUCACCCUGAGGGUGCAGGUCCGGGACCCCCUGGACGCCGUCCUGGCUCAGUUCUGCGUGCAGACGCCGCCCCCGCCGCGCGUCGGCGGGGGCGGGGCCCGGAGGUUCCUGAAGGGGGCGGAGGUGGAGCGCAUCCUGCUGUCGCCGCUCGCCGUGCCCUCCAAGCCGCCCGGCUUCCAGGACCGCCGCCUCACCAACCUGCGCUUCGGCCGCCUCACCAAGACGGUGUCCCGGCGGCCCCGGGACCCCUACCUGCUGGAGUACCGGCGCGGCGACGCCGUGGCGCUGCUCAGCGAGGAGCGCGUCCGGCUGCGGGGCCGGCGCCGCACCAAGGACUGGUACGUGGGCUGGAGCCGCGGCCGGCUGGGCCUGGUGCACGCCGCCAACGUGCGGCCGCUGGGCCGGGUGCGGCCCCCGGGCUGGGAGGGGCCCGACGUCACCACGGCGGCGGUGCUGGAGCAGGGGCUGGCGCCCUGCCGCCGCCUGACCUACGUGUACGCCUCGCUGCGCACGCUGCUCAUGGAGCAGGUGGGCGGCUGGCGGGCCUUCGCCGACGCCCUGGGCUACGGCGGGGCGCCGCUGGCCUUCUUCUGCUGGGCGGCGCCCGACACGGAGCCCGAGAGGGUGGCGUCGGUGCGGAGGCUGAAGGAGGACUGCAGCGGAGCGGGGAGCCCCGGGCGCCGCUGCUUCCAGAGGGAGCUCUUCAUGGCGCUGCUGAAGAUGGACCUCCAGGGCCUGGUCCUGCGGCUGCUCCAGGACCAGGCCCUGCUGACGGCGGCGGUGGAGCUGGGCCCCCUCUGGAGGGAGCUGGCCCCCGCCUCGCCCACGUCUCCCCCCCGGCAGAUGGACGCCUACGAGGCCCCGCACCGCGACCGCAGCGGCCUGCUGGACCACCAGUCCAUGUGGCGGCCGGCGUACGACUUCCUGCUGACCUGGGCGGCGGCGGUGGGGGACUGCUGCCGGGACGUCCUGCAGGAGCUGCAGCUGGGCCUGGACCGCAUGCGGGGCCCGGCCCCCCGGCGCUGGAGGCACCUGACGGGGGUCCUGCUGCUGGUGCACGCCCUGGCCCUGAGGGCCGCCGCCUUCUGCCCCCGGCCCACGCACCCCGACACGCCCAUCUAGACCGGGGGCCCAGCUAGAGCCCCCAUCUAGAGCCCCACACCCCUAUCUAGACCGGGGCCCCCAUCUAGACCGGGGGCCCAGCUAGAGCCCCCAUCUAGAGCCCCACACCCCUAUCUAGACCGGGGCCCCA